AUGCAACUGCUGUCUACAAAGGACCAGUUCAUCCCUAACUACAAGUGUGAUGAUCAGGGCAAAGUAAUGGCUGUAAUUGGAGGACCCAAUUCUAAUCUAUGUCUUGAUCUGGCAACUAUCCUCAACAACUACCAGAUACCACAGAUAUUGUAUGGUUCUGCUGCAUCAGUGAACAAAAAAAGCAAAAGAGAUUUCUUCUACUGGUUGUUUCCGGAUGAUGGCCUUCAGUACAGGGGGAUUCUCCAGUUGUUUUUAUAUUUUGGAUGGACCUGGAUUGGGAUGAUUUCUGUGAAUUACGAUGAUGGAGACUGGUUUGUACAGAAUGUAGUUCCAGUGUUUGGCCAGAAAGGGAUCUGCUUUGACUUCAUUGAAAGUUUUCCCAAAACAUCAUAUAACAUUGAUAUUUCAGAACUGUGGUCAGAGGGGAGUGAAUUAUAUGAAGUUAUUAUGGGGAGCACAGCCAAUGCUGUGGUUGUACAAAGUGAGAUUCUGUUAAAUCUGAGAGUGCUGCUCUGCCUACCUCAAUCUGAGGAGCUGCCUAACAAAACAAAAGGCAAAGUCUGGAUUAUGAUAGCUCAGAUGGAAUUCACAGCAAUCGCCUUUCAGAGAAAUUGGUCCAUAAGUUUUCUUCAUGGCGCUAUGUCUGUUGCGAUUCACUCAGAAGAACUGAUGGGAUUCCAAGAAUUCAUUCAGAAAAGCAACCCAAUAACUGAGAAAGGAAAUGGUUUUAUCAAGGAAUUUUGGAAAGAUGUGUUUCUGUGUGUGUUUCCCGGCUUCAUGGGACAUGAGAACACUGUGGAAAAGUGCACUGGGGAGGAGAAGCUGGAGACACUUCCCUCAUCAGUUUUUGACCUGACCAUGACUGGCCGUAGCUACAGCAUCUACAAUGCAGUCUAUGCUGUGGCUCAUGCUUUACAUGCCAUGUGUUCUUUACAAAGGAAACACAGGGUGAUGGUAGAUAGUACCAAUUGGAAGCUUCAGAACCUACAGCCAUGGCAGCUGCAUCAGUUCUUGAGAAGCAUCUCAUUCAACAAUAAUGUUGGAGAUCUAAUUUCUUUUGAUGAGAAUGGGCAACUAAUGGCAGGAUUUGAUGUUAUAAACUGGGUUACAUUCCCAAACCAGUCCUUUCACAGAAUCAAAGUUGGAAAGAUCAACCCAAAUACCACAGAAGAAAAAAUCCUCACUAUUAAGAAGGAUACUAUUGUUUGGCCAAGUAGGUUUAAUCAGGGACAUCCUAUUUCCAUGUGCAGUGGCCAUUGUCCUUUAGGGUAUAGAAAGACUAAGAAAGAAGGGAAGCCAUUUUGCUGUUAUGAUUGCCUUCCAUGUCCAGAAGGGAAGAUUUCAAUACAGGAGGAUUCAGAGGACUGCUUCCAAUGCCCGGAUGACCAGUAUGCAAAUGCAGACCAUGAUUUUUGCAGUCCCAAAGACACAACAUUUCUAUCUUAUGAAGAACCUUUAGGAAUCACUUCAGCCAUUUUUGCUUCCUGUUUUUCUUUCAUCACAGCGGUGGUGCUUGCAGUCUUCAUUAGAUACCAGCAUACUCCCAUUGUCAAAGCCAAUAAUCGGAAUCUCACCUACAUGCUCCUCAUUUCGCUUCUGCUAUCCUUCCUCUGUGCUUUGCUUUUCAUUGGUCGCCCUCUAACAAUCACAUGCCUUCUUCGACAAGCUGCUUUUGGUGUCAUCUUCUCAGUAGCUGUUUCUUGUGUGUUGGCCAAAACUAUCAUUGUGGUUCUAGCUUUUAUGGCCACCAAGCCCAAAUCUAGGAUGGGGAAAUGGGUAGGGAAGUCACUGGCCAAUGCCAUUGUUCUUUCAUGCUUUCUCAUUCAAGCCAUGAUUUGUAUUGUGUGGCUGGGAACCUCUCCCCCUUUCCCUGAUGUGGAUCUACACUCAGUGAAAAAAGAAAUUGUUCUUGAAUGCAAUGAAGGGUCAACCAUUAUGUUUUAUUCUGUCUUGUGCUUCAUAGGAUUUCUUGCUUUGGUCAGCUUCCUGGUGGCUUUCCUAGCCAGGAACUUGCCUGACAGCUUCAACGAAGCCAAGUUCAUCACUUUCAGCAUGUUGGUGUUCUGCAGCGUUUGGCUGUCCUUUUUCCCAGCCUACCUGAGCACCAGAGGAAAGUACAUGGUGGCUGUGGAGAUCUUCUCUAUCUUAAGUUCUAGUGCAGGGUUACUGUUUUGUAUCUUUUCUCCCAAAUUUUACAUUAUAAUUUUAAACCCUGAAUUGAACAAAAGAGAGCAAUUAAUGAGGAGAAAGUAUUAA
Candoia aspera is the source of this 2256-nucleotide messenger RNA. RefSeq names its product vomeronasal type-2 receptor 26-like. Lineage: Eukaryota; Metazoa; Chordata; Lepidosauria; Squamata; Candoiidae. Gene Ontology annotation, cellular component: plasma membrane. The transcript is spliced from 5 exons. The record is from RefSeq and is a predicted model, not a curated record. The coding region runs from base 1 to 2256 and encodes 751 amino acids. Gene Ontology annotation, molecular function: G protein-coupled receptor activity. Gene Ontology annotation, biological process: G protein-coupled receptor signaling pathway.